Messenger RNA from Xenopus tropicalis (tropical clawed frog), 2136 nucleotides. Its product is annotated as serine/threonine-protein kinase N2-like. Bases 19 to 588 code for a protein of 189 amino acids. Gene Ontology annotation, molecular function: ATP binding; protein serine/threonine kinase activity. The transcript is spliced from 5 exons. Lineage: Eukaryota; Metazoa; Chordata; Amphibia; Anura; Pipidae. The record is from RefSeq and is a predicted model, not a curated record.
UUGAAACUGGAAAAUCUAAUGGUGGAUGUACAUGGCUAUCUGAAAAUCGUGGAUUUCGGCCUGAGCAAAGAUGGUUUCAGAUAUGGAGAUCGCAGUAAGACCCGGUGCGGAACAAACUGCUACAUGGCCCCAGAGAUCAUUGAUGAGAUGGCAUACAGCAGGGCCGUUGACUGGUGGGCCCUUGGGGUUGUGUUAUAUGUCAUGAUCAUGUUCCAGUUCCCAUUUGAUGCAGAAGAUGACAUGGAAUUAUUUGAGAGCAUCAGGAAUGACAAACCUGCCCUGACAGAGGAAUUGUCAGAGGAAGCUCAGUGCCUAAUACUAAGAUUACUGGAGAAGAAUCCAUGUCGUCGCCUCGGAUACAGCGAGGCCGGUGCUGAAGAGGUUAAAGCCCAUGAAUUCUUUGAAGAUAUUGAUUGGGAAGAAUUUCUUGAAAGAGAACUGAUGCCUCCAUUUAAACCAGAUGUCAGUGGCCUUACAGAGAGUACCAGGCAAUCUGAAUGCCAAGCCUGGGGAUUAAUGCCACCAGCUGAAGCGAUAUCACCAGAGGCACAAGAGCUAUUUGAAGGAUUUGACUAUUCAGCUGAGUGAGAGGCAAUUGCAAGGGGCAGAUAUAUGGCUGGAAAGGGCGGGUGGUGGGCCAGUCCAUAUACAAAUCAGAAGCCUCAAUGACUUGACGUUAAUAUCAGAUGCCCCAAGUCAUCAGUUUCUGAAGGAACAGUCUAAUGGCGGCGCCAAAGUAUCUGUACGUCAGCCUUAAGGGGCAGAGUUCUGGACUGAGAUUCAAAAGAGACCCUGGCAUUUCAAGUACAGAGAUCCGAACAGCCCCUUGUGGCAUUUGCCAGAAUCUACAGAUUGCCACUCUGGGCCUGCCCCAGAUACACAUGAGAAGCCUCAUUGGUACAAAAUGGAUAUCAGAUUCCCCGACAUCAAGUUGUGGAGGAACAGCCUAAUGGUGGAACAACAGUACCUGCAGGUGAGCCCACGUUCUUACAGAUAAACCCUUUAUAAGUUCAGUUACUAACAGCCAUUAGCAAAUGUUAUGUACUUGUUUAAUAAUAACAAAUAAUUGCACCAUUUUAAAGUUUCAAAUGUUUCCACAGCAAAACUUGCAGAUUACUAAACAAAAGUCUCCAUCUGCAUCAGCCAAAAAAGGUCUAGUACCAAGGUAAGAACCAACUCUUUCAUUUCACACCCAAUAUUUCAAGUCAAAAUGUAUUUUCAUAUUGGACCAACUUGUAUCUCAGGUUUAAUGGGCGUUUAGAUGAAAUUGCUGCUGUGUUUCUGUUUCUCAGGAGUGAGAUGGAGGCGACUGCGGUCAAAGGAAAUCUUAUCGAGUUCUCCCCUGCGCUCUCCUAGGAACCCAGGAUAGGAAGGAGCUGCUCUCAUAUAUUUCAAGUUUUUCAUAAUACAUUUUCUAUUAGAUCAACCUGGGUUAUAAUUAAAGGGGAACUACUGGAAAAUGGAAAUUUAAUAUAAGCUUUAUCUCAUGGAAAUUACCAAGUUACUCUUCACUCUCUCUUUCUCUGCAAUCUGCCUCUCUAUAGGAAAACUUUGUGCCGGUUAUUUUGAUAGACAGCUCUGAUACAUUGUCUGGGCAAAGGGCGCAUGUACCAUGAGGUAUUAGAGCUAAAUGCCCAUCAAACUCUGACUCUGACUCCUGCAUGGAAAGAGACAGAUUGCUGAGAGGGGGAUAGAGAAGAGGAAUUUGAUUUGUUGAAAACUGUAAAUUAUUUUAUUGAUUAUACUUAUACAGUUUCUUAUUACAAGGAGUUAAAGCUGAUAUUACAUUUUCACAGUAGUUCCCCUUAGUGACCAUUUAUAUCUAAUUAUUUCUGUUUAUUUUCCAGGUAUGAGAUGGAACGGCUGCAGGGAAAGGAAAUCUCAUGUAACCCCCUACUGAGCUCUCUGAGGAACCUCGGCCAGGAAGAAGCUAUUGCUGCUGAGCUCCACCAGGCGUCUUAUGAUGGUCUGCCAUUUCUGGGCAAUGCUGCAUUCAAACGUUAUGGUUUAUGGUGGCCGCCCCUAUCCUGAUGAACCUGGCUAAAUGCCCCUUUUGCCUAAUGAUUAGACCUAACUUUAUGUAUGACACUAGAAGAACAAUGUAAAUAUAUGAAAAUAAAACAUGCUAUUUUUGAA